Ectocarpus sp. CCAP 1310/34 is the source of this 3805-nucleotide messenger RNA. NCBI's taxonomy places the organism in Eukaryota, Phaeophyceae, Ectocarpales, Ectocarpaceae. The record is from the annotation of a GenBank genome assembly.
AUGGAAGGUCGACUGAAGCAGAAGCUCCAGGGCGAACAUGGUCUUCGACGGCAGCCACCUCGCGCCCUCACGAGGAGAUGUUUUUCCACGGCUGCGCCAUCCCUCUUGUGCACGCACCAAAAGGUGUCGUUAGAAGGCGCGCGGCACGCGGCGGCCUGGAGCGGCAUCGACGCCUUCAACGGGUGCGGCUUCGACCUCGUCUGGGCUAGCGGCCGCACGUGGUCGUUGCUGUGCGACAAUUCCUUCAGCAGGAAGUCAUGGGUGGAUGCCCUCAACCUGGCCAUCAGAUCCACGGCAAACACACCGGGUGAUAUAGACGCCAUCGCUUCCGGGGCAGGUCAGCGAAACGUCUCGCCCAGAGGUCGCGGCCGCACUUCAGGCACGACAGCCGCUCGCCGUCGGCACCCUCCCGACGUCGUCCGCCCCCACUCUCCUCUGGCGGCGGGAGAACAAAGCUUUCGACUUCCGAGACAUUCCUCCGUCAGGCCGAGCGCCCAGAACACUGGCCACCAUUCUCCUCAAUCAGGGGGAACGAGGGGAAGCCGGCGAUAUGGCGACCGCUGGUCCUGCGAGGACCGGACGCCGCCCGGCGAUGGAGCUGUCGUCGGCGCGUUGGUCCAUGACGUCAUCGCUCCCACGGAAGGCGAGCGGCAUAAUCACCAGCGGCGGGAAGGGGCAAGUCGCACCGCCGGGCAGCACGACGGACCGUACCCGUCCGAUGUGUCGAGGCCAGCGGAGAACGGGGUCUUCCCGCCGUCGCUGACCGGUGGCGUUUCCGGUGCAAGAGGCAGCGACGAGGGCAGGGGCGGGGGCGGGACCGUCGGGAGCAUGGACAGCAGCGGAGGUGUCUGGAGAAGGGGGAGGAGCAUUGCUAGGGAGAGGAGCGAGGAGUUGGCGAGAGCGAGUGCCGCCACCUGGGAGCACUUUCAGCAGCUGCUGGAGAGGUCUCGCGAGUCAAAGGCCCGCUUCGACAGGGUGAUGGAUGGAACCGCAGCGGGGGUCGUCUCCUCCGCCACGACGAGUAGCGGCAGCCUGAGCGCUUCGGCCGUGUCGGAGCCGUCGUCUUCGUCGAGUCAAGCCGGCGACAGGAAGGCCGGUGCGGGCGUGGGUGUUGCUCGACGCAAUACAAGGACCGGAGUACCGCCAGUGGGUUUUGAACCGAUGGAACCGCCUAGAGUUCCCAAGGUCGAAGCGGCGGCGGUGGGAGUAGCUGGUACAGCCCGGCGUAACGGCAGUAUGGCAACCAGCGUGGGGAGCUCAUCAACCGACCGCGUAUCAGACGUCUCGACACCACGAUUGCGUCCCACCAGGGCCAGUAGCAAUGGGGGGAGAUGGCGCGGUGGCGAUGGAGGAGGAGGUGACAGAAGAACACGCGCUGCCGCCAAUAGCGACACGACUCGCCGCGUUUCUCGUGCACAGAAAAACGUCACCGCGGAUGGCGUUUCUUGCGGCGAUGGCGGCUACUGCACGGCGGACUCGGGCGUCGACGCGGACGAGGCUGCCCCCGCCCCCCCGUCCGACCACGAACACGAACGAAGCUGCCUCUCGGCGGCAGUGACGGACGUGGAGAUCAGCCUGCUGCUGGAAGAAAGUUCUGCGGAAGGUUCCCCCUCCGUCAGGCGAGACGGUCGGUCGACGACCAAAGGCAGCAGCAGCAGCAGCAGCAACGGCGGCGGCGGCGGCGGCGGCGGUGGCGGGAUCGCCAGAAGAAGGGAGACUGCGACCACUACCACCGCCACCGCCAUCAACGAUCGCGUCCGGCGGCUCGGGGUGGACCUGACGACAGCGCGACAAGAAGCCACGGCCGAGGCUGCCACCGCCUCAGCGGCGGCAGCAGCAGCAGCGCGGACGGUAACAGAGGGCAGCAUCCGGCAAAAGCCACCGUCGGCGGUGGUGUACCCUGACGGUGGCGGCGGCGGCGGCGGCGACGACGACGGCAACUCAGACUGUGAGCGGCUCAGGAAAGAGUUAGCAGCCUUGAGAGCAACGGUGUCGGAAGAGCGGGAGCAGAGGCGGGAAACGGCGAACCCGGUGGCGGCGGCAAAGGCGGCGGCGGCUGAGCGGGAAAGGGACCGGGAGGAGGAGGAGGCGGCUGCUGCUGCGGCCGCAAUUCAGAGUCAAACGGAAGUGAGGCUGGAAGAGGCGCUGGCGAAGGCGGACAGAGAGCGAGCCGAGGCCGUACGGCAGAGGGAGGAGCUGGAGAAAGCUCUCGCUGGGGAGAUCGGCGAAAGGCGCCGAGUGAACAGCCUCUUGGAAGCGCGCUCUAGGUCGGAAAGUGCGCUUCGCGAGCGCCUGGGAGCCACGGCUGCGGAUGGCGACCUCAAGGCUCGCCUCACGUCGACGCAAUCCCAAUUGGAAGCGGUUUCCUUGGAGAGGGAUACCUUGCGGAUUAUGAGGAUACCACUAGACCACCGGGGCGAUGGUUCUCUUUCAACAUAUACCGACUUCUCUCUCUCUCUCUCUGUCUCUCUCUCCAUGCAUACUUAUAUAUAUAUAUAUCUUUCCCUCUAUCUUUCUCUUCCAAACUCGCUCUGUUCUAAGGCCGAGGAGCUUGACCAGUGCAUUAGCCGUCUGGGCGACCAAGCUAGAGAGGUGGCGUCAGCGCUGAGGUCGAAACAGCAAAGAGAAAUCGCGGAAGUUUCUUCAAGAUGCGAGGUCGAGAAGGAGGCGCUGCGUGAGCAGCUAGUCCUAGAAGCGGCGGAGAAGGCUAGGGAAGAGACGAGGGUGUCCCUGUCGGCGCAGGAGAGGAGGAUAAGGGGGGAGGUGGCGGCCAAGGCUGCGAAGGACGCCAAGCGGAGGGAGAAGCAGUUGCGGGAAGCAAAGGCGGAGGCGGAGGCGGCGGGCGAGGCCACCCGCAGGGACAUCGACAAGCUCAGAGGCUUGCACGCGAGGAGGGUGAAACGGCUGGAGGCGCUGCUGAAGGAGGAGAGGGACAACUUAGCCGACGCCCGUCGAGAAUUAGCUUCCUGCAAAGCUACGAUGGCGGGCGAGGCCGCGGAGUUCCAGCGAUGGACGGAAAAUCACCGAAAUGAGUCGACGAAGCUUCUCAAGGAGCUGGCGGUCAUACAGAAAAAAGUGGACCGAGCAGUAGCGACGGAAGCGCAAGCGCGAGAGCGGGAAGGCCUGGCGAUGGGCCGCUUGAGAAAGGUCAUGGAGGAAGCCCGCCUCGAACGUGCCGAGGGAGCGGAGGUCAAGAGACAGCUGAGGGAGGCGUUGGCGGAGCUGGAAUCGGAUCGCAACGCGCAGGCUCGGCGGGCGAGAGCCAACUUGCAGCUCCAGCGGGCAGCCGAGAUUGCUCAGCAAGAAGUGGCGAUGGUUGAGUCGGAAAGGGCCAGGUGGUACGAGGAGCGAAGGUCGAUGGAGACAGCGAUGGAGCGACUAACGCGGCUCGUGUACGGGACCACGGCGGCGGCCCCCGGCGGCAACACCAGCGGUGACGGCAACGCCUCCGCUGCCGCUGCCGUCAGCAAAAGCACGUGGACGAAGGCGCCAACUGGCUUUCCGUGGAAACCCCCGGGAUGCAUUGCUAGCAGGGGGCACGGUAGCAACGGUGGCAGCAGCGGCACUACCGCGACUAGGGCAGCGUGUAGUCCGAUAGGGGUGAACGCGUUUCGCGAGAGGGCAAUUGCUACUGCCCGAGGCGUUGAAGGCAGCAGCAGGAAGGCGGCAUCAGGCGUGCAGGGAGGCAGAAGAACGGGAUAAUUUUUUUUCCAUUCGCCGAACCGCUGUGUAAGCAAGGCUUUGUUUGUGGGGGGAAGAGGCAUGCCUCGUCGCUGCUUGUGUUUUCUUCGUGUACCAACCAACC